Penicillium atrosanguineum is the source of this 948-nucleotide messenger RNA. Its product is annotated as ER lumen protein-retaining receptor. The coding region runs from base 1 to 948 and encodes 315 amino acids. The transcript has 3 exons. Gene Ontology annotation, molecular function: ER lumen protein retrieval receptor activity. Gene Ontology annotation, cellular component: cis-Golgi network; membrane; endoplasmic reticulum. Gene Ontology annotation, biological process: protein retention in ER lumen; endoplasmic reticulum to Golgi vesicle-mediated transport. NCBI's taxonomy places the organism in Eukaryota, Fungi, Ascomycota, Eurotiomycetes, Eurotiales, Aspergillaceae. The record is from RefSeq and is a predicted model, not a curated record.
AUGAGGUUUAACCUCUUUCGCGUUCUGGGCGACGUGUCCCACCUCGCUUCGAUAUGUGUCCUGAUUUGGGCGAUGCAUAGGAAUAAAAGCGCCGAGGGUGUUUCACUCCUCACACAGCUGCUCUAUGGGGUCGUUUUCGUCUUUCGCUAUUUGGAUCUGCUCGAUGGGAGCUCUUGGAAUAUCAAACAUGGAGGCUUUGGCACGUUUUGGAAUCUCAGCUUCAAGUUCUUCUACCUGAGCUCCUCCUUCUAUCUCGUGUUCAUCAUGAUGAAGGUCUACCCGCGCACUCGGGAGCGGGAGAGAGCUUGGAAGCUUGGAAUAUACUCGGUCGCUGGGUCCUUGGUGAUGGCACCUAUUAUGAUGGCUAUUACCAAGGACUGGCCCACUGGAGCCUCUCAGCGGUUCUUGGAGAUCUGCUGGACCUUCUCAGUCAUUCUCGAAUCCGUGUGUGUCCUGCCCCAGCUUCUGCUUCUCCGCCAGACUACCGUUCCCACCGUGAUCGACUCCUACUACCUCCUUACCUUGGGCUCCUACCGAGCAUUCUACAUUCUAAACUGGUUGGUGCGUGGCUUUGGCAGCGAGCACUUCUGGGAUCCGAUUGCGUUCAUCUUCGGCAUCGUACAGACCGCCUUCUACCUCGACUUUGCUUGGGUGUACUACUCUCGCCAGCGAGUCAAGCUGCGCAACGGUGGCGUCGUGGACUCAGAAGAUUUCAGCAAGGGCUGGCUCGUGAACCGCGUAGUGAACUUCCGUGCCCGACGAACCUCAGCCGAUGAGGAACAGAACUUGCGCGACGACGAGGAAGGUAUGGACAGUCGCUCCAGCAACAACCGGUGGGGCGCCCGAGGCAUUUCCAUCGCGGCCGAUGAUACCCUGGAGGAGCACGAGGAGCACCAGGAUCGGCACUACGAUGAUGACAACCUGGAUGGUGACCGGGAAGCUAGAUGA